AUGGGUUUUGCUAUUUCCGCUAAAACUGCAAACACUGCAGCAGCUGCUACGUCAUUUAUCUCAUUCCUGUGUCUUUUAUUAGUGAACUUGGGGACACCAAUUAUCAAGUCAAUUUAUAUUACGAUUUAUGAAAAUAGUCAUCAAAGUUAUGAAUUAAGGACUAGGUUAUUUGGAAUAUAUGGCGAGUGUACGCAAUUUUAUAGUGAUAGUAAUAGUAAUGGUGAUUUUACUAUUUAUGAAUAUUAUUGCGUGGAUAAUUUUACACCUUCAAACUUUUUUGAUGGUACAAAAUUUUUGUUGAUUAUGCAUGCUAUUGGUGUAAUUACAUCAUUAAUGUUGCUUUGCAUUGGAAUUUAUGCUCGUAGUCAUGUUGUGAAUAAAAUUAUGACAUGGGUCUUUGCAUUAUUUAGUUCUUUAAUCAUUUUGUUAGCAUUGGCAGGACAAAUUGAUAUGUUUUUAAAACUCCAAGAUUGGUUUAAUAAAAAAGAGAGUUAUGCAACCUUGCAACUUGGAGCUAGUGGAUUUAAUCUUGUGAUUAUAUCUUUUAUAUUCUCACUCUUGUCAGUUCUUGCAUUUUACAAAGGAGAUCAAGUUGUAAGUGAAGCAGGUGAUGACAUCAAUGGUUCCAACGAUAAUGAAAAUAUGAACACAGUAAUGACCAACCAGCAGAAACCUGUUCCUCAACAAUCACAAAUUCCACAAUCUUAUUUAAACCCUCAAUCUGAUACAAAUCAUCAACCUUAUUUGAGCACCAACAAUCAACCUGUUGUUUAA
Molecule: messenger RNA, 774 nt
Organism: Entrophospora candida
Lineage: Eukaryota; Fungi; Glomeromycota; Glomeromycetes; Entrophosporales; Entrophosporaceae
Source: the annotation of a GenBank genome assembly